Molecule: messenger RNA, 2138 nt
Organism: Neoarius graeffei (lesser salmon catfish)
Lineage: Eukaryota; Metazoa; Chordata; Actinopteri; Siluriformes; Ariidae
Gene: fbxl6
Product: F-box and leucine-rich repeat protein 6
Exons: 11
Coding region: 157-1884 (575 amino acids)
Biological process (GO): SCF-dependent proteasomal ubiquitin-dependent protein catabolic process
Cellular component (GO): SCF ubiquitin ligase complex
Molecular function (GO): protein binding
Source: RefSeq, a predicted model, not a curated record
UUCUGGGAUACAAGACACAGCAACAACAAAGGAACCGAAAGCUGUGUAGAAAGAGUGAAUGGUUUCUUAAACGGAAUAAAACUCAAAGUCCAUUUAUCUGGAAUUGGUCCCAAGAUCUCAAGCCCUGACACGCAUAUCCCUUGAUACAUGUGAAGGAUGGAUGGUUCUCAUCAAGAAUUAUCAAAUACCGAGGAACCUGAGACACCAGAUAAGAGUGGUCCAUCUUCCCAGCACGUCGGCACAGGGAUGGAUAAGAAAAAUGCUGUGCUCGACAAGAGAAAAGCAACCAAGAAAAGGAAGGCAGAUUCACUCAGAGAUGAGAAGAGCGAGACAAAGAAGAAAAAGAAGAAGAAGAAGAAGAAGCUCCAACGAGUUCAAAGACCCAAUUACACUGUACAGCAUGGUGAAGAUAUGCUUCUGAUUAUAUCAAAUGUUAGCCAGAUUGAUAGUGUUUGGAAACCUAAGCGAAAAGGUUGCAAGAGGAAAAAGGCCAAAACAAAGAGCACAUCAGUGAGGAGGAAGAAAGAACUGACAAAACCUAGAGUCUCUAAAGUCACUGAAGAAGUUUUAGGCAAUGAUGCUGAUUUGGAGGAAUCAGAGCCUGCUUUGAGCUUUGACUGGGGACAAAGGAUGCCAAUGGAAGUGUUGGUAAAGAUCUUUGAACUGGUCGUUCUUCAAGAUGGUGCCAUACCGUUUCUCUGCAGGGUUGGCCGAGUUUGUCGUCUGUGGAACAGUGCUGCUUCUUCCCCAUCUCUUUGGCGCAGUGUGUCCAUUGGCUACUGUUGGAUUGAGCCUGGUAAGAGUCAGUUACCUGGAACUGAACAGAAGAUUAAGAACACUGUAGACUGGCUAACACAGAACAGGUUCUCGCAACUGAGGAAUUUCAAGCUUUGUCACUGGAAAAAGCAUGUCGACUACGUUGUUCAGGUGAUAGCAAAUGGCUGCUCAAAUCUCCAAUCCCUGGAGUUGUCGUACUGCGUGGGUGUGACAAAAGGGGCCUUUCAAAAUCUUGGAGUUGCCUGUCAGUCUCUUGAGAGCAUAAAUGUGCAACACACAGAGUUUCAGGACGAUGGUCUGCUAUCUUUCCUCGAGGUGUCUGGGAGUCAGCUGAGAAAUAUUUCCUUUACACGCAGCUCAAAAAGUGACAAACUUCUCAGUGCUUUGUAUAGGGGUUGCUGUCCUGAUCUCAAGUUUUUGGAGAUCAAUACUAAGUUAGACAGUGGAUAUUGCCCCCUUCCUCUAUGUGUACAAGCUUUACAACUUGGCUGUCCCAAGCUACAGACUUUUAGGUUGAUGAAUAUUAACCCUGUUCCCAAAAUGAUUCGCAACAUGCCCAGUUCCACACUUGGCUUCCCCAUGCUGGAGGAGUUGUGUAUAGCCUCUUCAUCUCAUUCUUUUAUGAAUGACCAGGACCUGAUCAAUAUUCUUCACGGCUCCCCCCACCUGAGGGUGCUGGACCUGCGGGGAUGCUCUCGCAUCACAGCUGCUGGAUUAUAUGCUCUGCCUUGUGAAGGUCUGGAAUGUUUAUACUGGGGGCUGUAUUUCAAUAGCAAUGUCAUGGUGGCAUCAAACAAAGGCAUCCACAUGCUCACACAGAAAUGGAGCCAUAGCCUUCAGGAGCUGGAUCUCACCAACCAGCCUUUCUCAGAAGAGGACAUGGAGAUUGCAAUGGGGCAUCUGGCUCAUGGUACUGGAGCAGAUUCCUUUCGGUCUCUGAAUCUCAGUGGGACCAAGAUCACAUCGUCUGCAAUCAGGUUUCUAGUGGGUCAGGCUCCAGCUCUAAGCUACCUGAAUCUGUCAUCAUGCCGUUACCUUCCAAGGGGACUCAAACAAGUUUAUCGUGGACUAGAAGACAUACAUCAGCUCCUGGACAAGUUAAAUUAAUGUACUGCAUAGUUGUUUCUGCUUCAGGAAUUUAAGACUUAUUUUCCAAACAAACAAGUUCCCCAAAGUGCGAAUGUGUGUGUUUUAAAACAGGCUACAUAAAACUACCAGUAAGUAAAUAAAUGACAUGUUGACUCUUUGGUAUGUCUGUUGUUCCAUACAAGUUUUGUUUGUUUUUUUUCUCCUGAGUGGGAUAAUUUUAUUUCUUUAGAGCUUGGGUGUCAAUUGUAGUUGUCAUUGCCAUGUUUUUAUAC